AGAGCAAGAUGGCUGCCUCCUGGAGACGUACUCUCGUACCCCAAAAUUUUGCGGGUCGCUUGUGUCAGGUUUAAAGUCAAACAGACUCUGCCUUUCUCGAACCAUGUUCCCCCUCGGAGGUUGUGGUCGUCGGAUUGCGGCUUCUCUCACCAACCCUCACUUUUCGCUCGCCCGGUUCAGCGGUGACAGCGCUGCGCCCAGGACCCCGCACUUCGACGUGGUAGUCAUCGGCGGAGGACAUGCCGGGACCGAGGCAGCCGCCGCUGCCGCUCGGUGCGGCUCCCGGACUCUGCUACUCACGCACCGCGUGGACACGAUCGGUCAGAUGUCCUGUAAUCCUUCCUUUGGUGGCAUCGGAAAAGGGCAUUUAAUGAGGGAAGUUGAUGCUUUGGACGGCCUAUGUGCCCGAAUCUGUGACCAGUCUGGUGUACAUUACAAAGUACUAAACCGCCGCAAGGGACCAGCUGUUUGGGGUCUAAGAGCUCAAAUUGAUAGGAAACUUUAUAAACAGAACAUGCAGAAAGAAAUCCUCAAUACAGCACUGCUCACUGUUCGGGAGGGAGCUGUGGAGGAUCUCAUUCUCACAGAGCGAGAACCUGAGCACACUGGGCAAUGCCGUGUCAGUGGUGUUGUUUUGGUGGAUGGCAGCAGAGUAUAUGCGGACAGCGUGAUUCUGACUACUGGGACAUUUCUGAGAGGCAUGAUUGUGAUUGGACUGGAGAUGCAUCCGGCAGGACGUUUAGGGGAUCAGCCUUCCAUAGGGUUGGCUCAGACUCUCGAGAAGUUGGGGUUUGUGGUGGGAAGAUUAAAGACUGGGACUCCACCCCGAAUUGCCAAAGAAUCAAUUAAUUUCAGCAUUCUAAACAAGCAGACACCAGAUAAUCCACCAAAACCAUUCAGCUUUAUUAAUGAAACAGUGUGGAUUAAGCCAGAAGAUCAGCUGCCAUGUUACUUGACUCACACCAACCCUAGAGUGGAUGAGAUUGUCCUUGAGAACCUUCACCUUAAUAGUCACGUUAAAGAAACUACAAGAGGACCCCGAUACUGUCCCUCCAUUGAAUCAAAGGUUUUGCGUUUUCCAAACCGUGCACAUCAAGUUUGGUUGGAACCUGAAGGAAUAGAUUCUGACCUCAUUUACCCCCAAGGGUUAUCUGUGACACUACCAGCUGAAUUACAGGAGAAAAUGAUCACAUGCAUCAGAGGCUUGGAGAAGGCUAAAAUGGUCCAGCCAGGCUAUGGUGUUCAGUAUGAUUACUUAGACCCCCGUCAGAUCACUCCUUCUCUUGAGACCCAUUUGGUGCAACGGCUCUUCUUCGCUGGACAAAUAAAUGGCACUACUGGUUAUGAGGAAGCUGCAGCUCAAGGUGUAAUAGCUGGAAUCAAUGCAAGUCUUCGGGUUAGACACAAGCCUCCUUUUGUCAUUAGCCGAACAGAAGGCUACAUAGGAGUCUUGAUCGACGACCUCACCACACUGGGCACCAACGAACCAUACCGAAUGUUUACCAGCCGAGCAGAGUUUCGUCUGUCACUGCGCCCUGACAAUGCCGACAGCCGCCUCACUUUCCGAGGGUAUAAGGAAGCUGGCUGUGUGUCCCAACAAAGAUAUGAAAGGGCUUCUUGGAUGAAGUCUUCCAUACAAGAAUGCAUUUCUGUGCUAGAAUCUAUUGAGUUUUCAAGUUCUAAAUGGAAAAAGUUAAUUCCUGAGGCUACUAUAAGUACGGAUAAAAGUGUGCCUCUCAGAGCUCUAGAUGUUCUGAAAUAUGAGGAAGUUGACAUGGAGUCAUUGGCCAAGGCUGUCCCAGAGCCCUUGAAGAAGUACACUGAAUGUAGAGAACUAGCUGAAAGACUGAAAAUAGAAGCCACUUAUGAAUCAGUAUUGUUCCAUCAGCAACAAGAAAUAAAGAAUGUUCAGCGAGAUGAAGCUCUCCAGCUGCCAAAAGACCUAGAUUAUUUGACUCUCAGAGAUGUAUCUUUGUCCUCUGAAGUUCGGGAGAAGCUACAUUUCAGUCGCCCGCAGACGAUUGGCGCUGCUAGUCGUAUACCUGGAGUGACACCUGCCGCCAUCAUCAAUCUGCUCAGAUUCGUGAAGACCGCUCAGCAAAGACGGCCAGCUAUGCAUGAGUUGCCCAAAACUGAUCAGCAUUUAUGUGAUACAGAGAAACUUGAAGAGCAACAGUUAUAGCUUUCUAGUCAAAGAAGACUUUUAAUUAAUAUAAGUGUAUAGAUAGUAGAUAAAUAUUUGUAUUUAGCACCUGUUAAAAUAACCUUAUUAGUUAUUAUGGCGUUGUCAUUAAUUUAUGAAGAAGCCAGAGAUUAUCAUUGUGCUUUUUGUGUAUCUGAAAAAAUAAGCUCUUAAUUUACACUCUUUCUCUCAGGUGCCCUAGUACAAUGAGCCUAUUAAUAUAACUUUGUGCAAAGUUCAUGAAAGAGAGGUAAUGGACCUAAAAUGAAAGCUGGAAAAAAAAAACACUUGAAAUUUGCCUUUUCAUAAGGACUUUGUCCAUUAAAUAUACCAAAUUAAAAGUAUUAUCUUUCAACUUCUGAAAGUUAGCAGUCUUCUGCUUGUUUAUGCUAGGUUUGGAGGUGAUUUCAGAGCCCUCAGAUUUUUAGGGCUAAUAAUUUGAAACUGUACAAAAUUAUCAAGGGUCAUUCAGCUAAUUUCCAUUGUUGUAAUAUGGAGAGUGAAAGUUGACUUCUAAAAUGUAUGUACUUCUACAGGAAAACCUCACCAGUCUUUGAACUAUUGAAUGUUCAUUAAUCCCUGUAUCAUAGAAUGAUUGGGAAUCAUCAUGGUUUCCUAUCAUCCACAAUGUGAAAAACUUCUUGGUAACCUGGUUAAGGCAGAAUAAAGUAAGAGAGAAUAAAAUAAAGGUAGUUAUUUUAUAUCAUACAAUAUUUUUUUAAUGAAACUGUCAUGGCCACAAUUUCUUAACAUUGAAGACAAAUCUAAUAAUUGGUGACUAGUGUUUCCAUGUUUUGAAGUUAGAAUUGACAGAGAAAUGAGAAUGAUGUCAGCAUGCCUUUUCCUUUCCAGGACUUCCUUGAUAUGUAGUCACAAGCUCAGGGUGAGAUGACCAGCUGGGCCCUUCGGCUGGCUCCUUAGAUACCUCAACCUUUCUGGAGAGACUAGAGGAUGAAUACGACCAAGUGGGCCAUUAGGCCCUUCUUGGCCCUGGAAAUGCCCACUAAGAUCUCUUAUCAGCCUAGAGACACUCCCGUGUCAGCUUCAGGCCAAAGCAAAUAACUAAGAUAGUUCUGAGAACCCCGAAGUCACUUUGACUGUGGAUCUAGAUGUUAAGCCUGAUUAUGAGUUGGGGCAGCCAAAUAUCUUGCUGUAAUUGUAUAUGGUCACUUGUUACUCUGUUUUUAUGGAUUUGUUUCAUCUAACUUUGGUCUUUCCAUAAAGCAGUCAAGAUCAGUAGCAAGUAAAAAGUACUUGUAAUGCUGGAUUAUUUAGCAGUGAUGAAUUCUUUUUGAUACUUGAUGCAGUAAUCGCAAAAAAUAUUAACUUUUAGUUAUGGCAGAAUUAGUUAUCUGGGCAGAAUUCUUACUGCAGAGAUGAUAUUGAUUACAAUAAUUGUAUUUUUUUUAUUGUUGUUCAAUUACAGGUGUCCCCAUGUUUCCCCCAUUACUCUCUCCUGCCCUACCCAACACCCUGCACUGCUUUUUUUAAAAGAAGGUAUUCAGUAAUUGUUGAGCAUUAGAAAAGAAACCACUAUUUUUGAACUUGUUUUUCUGAUUAAAUACAAGAGUAAAAGCAGUGACUGGAGUGCUUAUUGAAUAGAAUAUAGCAAAAAAAUUAUUUUGAGGAAACAAAGUUCCUAAAUGCUUUGACAGGUUCUUGACAGCUGCACUUUGGGGCUAGUAACUCUACGCAUAUAAAGAAAUUUAGGUUUUGUAAUGCAGUUGCGUUACAAUAGGAACUCAGUGAAAAAUGUUAAGGAGAACAUUUGUUAUAAGCUCUGCCAUUGAGCUUAGGAUGUGAAACUUCUUUAAAUCUACAAUUUAAAAUAACAUGUUAACGUAUACAAAAUUACCUGACCUGAAAGAAUAUUUUGAAAUGGCCCACCUUCUGGUCCUGCUAGCCAGAAGUGCUACAGACUGUAGAAAUCGGCUAAGAAUGUAACCUCACUCAGGCCAGUCACUCCAUAAAAAUCCCCCAGCAGUGACUACUCAGCAUCCAGCAGACGGUGGCCACACUUGUGAUUUCCUCUGCCCACCACAGACCGCAUUGCCUAGUAGUUAUAAAAGCUAGGUACUGAAGUUCAUUUCAACAGAAACGCCAAAAUAAAGGGAGGAAACAGCUAGGAGAUGUUAGCAUUUGUAAAGUUAUUGGGGGAGGGAGGGAGGAUGAAGAUAGGGACCUAUGCUAAAUUAAACCAUCUGGCCUCGAAUUAUAAAGUUUCCUUAUAGCCAAGAGUUUGGAUUUUAGUACUGAUUGUUUUAAAAUAUUUUGUAAUUUUUGAGUUUCAACCAAGAUUGGAAUAGCCGUGGCUUUUCCACUUCAGAAAUACCAACUUCGAGAAGGAUACCCUGUUCAAGAGAAGUGGUCAGAAAUACCAGGAAAGCCACCAAAAGCGACUAGAGGCUCCUUUGGGGCUGGCAGAGCUGCUUAUGCUGGAAGGCACACAGCGAAGAUAAACUCCUUUUAGGCUUCCUCUUCACAGUACUUCUAGAGUUGCACUUAACUUCAUUCCACCUUAAUUUUUAAUACCUCUCUUACCCUAACGUCGUGACAAGAUAAAAGCCUCUUGAGUGCAGGCAAUGCCAUAGAUGUACACACUUAGGUCAUGCUUUUUGAGAGAGUGAAUGAAUAUUACUAAAAGCAAGGGAUGGCAAAACUAAAACUUAACUGAAUGAACAAUAAACAUAUUAAUGAC
Molecule: messenger RNA, 4880 nt
Organism: Pteronotus mesoamericanus
Lineage: Eukaryota; Metazoa; Chordata; Mammalia; Chiroptera; Mormoopidae
Gene: MTO1
Product: mitochondrial tRNA translation optimization 1
Exons: 12
Coding region: 104-2182 (692 amino acids)
Biological process (GO): mitochondrial tRNA wobble uridine modification; tRNA methylation
Cellular component (GO): cytosol; mitochondrion
Molecular function (GO): flavin adenine dinucleotide binding
Source: RefSeq, a predicted model, not a curated record